AUGCGUUUUCCCACCAAGGAGAAAAAUUUCCGGAAAGAGCGGCGAGUGGAUCGUUCUACAAGAACUUUGUCUCUAGAGACGGAGAAGCAGAACAGUGUCACUCAUCAUCACCAUCAUCAUCGUCCAAAGCGACGACGUCGCCCUCACUCGAGAAAAAAAGCAACUGCCAAAAACAGAAGUAGGAACAGGUACGAGGAAGAGGGAGAAACAGAGAGCGACAGCAAUGAUAGUGAUGGUCAGACAAGGAGCGGCAAAAUACGACACAGAACAAACGAAAGCGCAGGGAGAGGUGACAGGAAGCAUCGAUCUCGAUCCUCCCGAUCUCGAUCUCGAUCCUGCGAUCGACUCAUGAACAAGUGGAAGAAACGAGCCAUCGACAAAACUAGGCUCAGACCCAUCAUGGAUGACAGUCGACUGAAAGACAACGUGCUGAUGCGCAAACUACUGCAAUCAGAGUCGCUGGGCGUUGGAGACGGGGCGAAAACAGUGGCGGACAACACGUCGGACCUGAGCUGUGAGGUCGGUUCACUGUCAACGGUCUCCAGCCCCGACUACACCUUCCUGGAGCGCAUGCACCCCCCUCAGGAGCAACAGGAGAAAGACUGUAGCGACGACAGUGAGAUAGAGGUCAUCAUCCCCCACAAACCCCCGCCGCCUGUCAUUGAGUUGGACAGUGACGGUGAGGUGGAUGAGGUGGUGGUGGAGGAGGAGGAUGAGGAGGAGCCGGCACCUGGGCCUCCGCAGCAACGCGCCUCCUCGGAUGUCGCCCUGCGCGACGAGGACGAUCUGAACGCCCUAAACCUGCGGGCGAUCGCUCUCAAGUCGGCCAUGUUGAGAAAGUAUCAGGAUCGUGUCGAGCGAGGAGAUCGCCAGUCGGCCAUGAGGGAAAUGAGAUUACAACAGCGGCAAGCUCGUCUGUCGGCCAUGAGGGAAAUGAUAUUAGAAGAAGAGCAGAAUCCCCAGGAGCAAGAACACAGUUUACAAGGUGCUCUCGCUGAAAGGCGACAUGACAAAUAUAUGAGGCGGCAGUUGGGUCUAAAUAAUCCCAUCUCAAAGUGCAACUUUACCGACUUAAUCACCAGCUCUGAAGAGGAUGAUGGGGAGAGGGACUCCUACCACCCCUCCAACCGCACUUCCCCCAUGUCGCCGACUAGCAGCUACAACUUUUCGCCCACCCAGGAGUGUCACACCGAACAGGACAUCGAUAUCGACGAUCCGGACGAGAAUGUCGAGCAACCGAGGAUCGUCGAACAAACCUAUGAUGGAAGCAACAACGCGUGGUUUACGGAUUUGGGGCCGCAACCGCUGCCGCCUGGUGUGGACGUUUCCAAUUUGCCGCCCGAAUUUUCGGAUUCGGUGUUGGGUGCUCCUCCACCGCCACCUCCUCCUUUGCCGCCCCCUCCUCUGCCGCACCCGGACGCCGAUCACAGAUUCGGGUUUCAAGGCGGGUUCCCACCCCUCAACUACUUCAAUCAACACCCGCACACGUUUGUGGGGCCACAUUUUGGACCUGUGCCGCAUCCUAAUGAGCCCACCUCACAUGUAGGACAAAAUUUUGGACCAGUGCCGUAUCCUAAUGAACCAAGCUCACAUGUAGGACAAAACUUUGGACCAGUGCCGCAUCCUAAUGUACCCACUUCACAUAUGGGACAAAAUUUUGGACCAGUGCCGCAUCCUAUUGUACCCUCCUCACAUAUGGGACAAAAUUUUGGACCAGUGCCGCAUCCUAAUGUACCCUCAUCACAUAUGGGACAGAACUUUGGACCAGUGCCUCAUCCUAAUGAACCCUCCUCACAUUUAGGACAAAAUUUUGGACCAGUGCCGUAUCCUAAUCUACCCACCUCACAUCUGGGACAAAAUUUUGGACCAGUGCCACAUCCAAAUGAUCCCACCUCACAUGUGGGACCCAAUUUUGGAUCUAUGCAGAAUCCUGACGAAACUAUGCCACAUAUGGGAUCCAGUUUUGUACCUGCUGAACCUACUAUCCCACCACAUAUGUUGCCUCAGUCUUCUUUCGAUAACAUCCCCUCCACAACAACCCUCCCGUUGCAUACUAGGAGAACAAUGGAAAACGAGUCAAGCCUUCCUAGCGUAAGACAGCUUGAACAUUGUUCUGUUAGUGGAGAAGAUAAACUGUUGAACAUCACUAAAACAAUCUAUACGAACAGUAACAGACAGCUGGAGCCAUGUGUGGUGGCCAAUCAGAGACAAAAGAAGGUGUGCGCUGCCAAUCAGAUCACCAAUCUGAACCAAUUGGAGCGCUUUAUCAACAAUCAGAGACCAUUGGAACUUAGGGCCAAUCAGAGUACUAAUUUGGAACAGUUGACAACCAAGCAGAGUACCACUCACCAGAGACAGCUGGAGCAUAGUUUUGCAACCAGCAGUGGCAAUCAAACCAAACAGAGUAGCAAUCACCAGAGACAAGUGGAGCAUAGCGGUGGCAAUCAGACCAAUCAGAGUAGCACUCACCAGAGACAAGUAGAGAACUACGGUGGCAAUCAGAACAAGUCUGUUCUGCGGACAAUCUACUCGAUGAGCCGGCAGUUGGAGCCAUGUGUGAUGAGCAGUGCCAACCAGAGGCAAUUGUCGGAGCAAGCCAGCACCAACCAGAGGCAAUUGACGGACCAAGCCACCACCAACCAGAGGGAAUUGUCGGAGCAAGCCAGCACCAACCAGAGGCAAUUGUCGGAGCAAGCCAGCACCAACCAGAGGCAAUUGUCGGAGCAAGCCACCACCAACCAGAGGCAAUUGUCGGAGCAAGCCAGCACCAACCAGAGGCAAUUGUCGGAGCAAGCCAGCACCAACCAGAGGCAAUUGUCGGAGCAAGCCAGCACUAACAAGAGGAAAUUGUCGGAGCAAGCCAGCACCAACCAAAGGCAAUUGUCGGAGCAAGCCAGCUCCAACCAGUUGGAGACCCUUGUGCCAACUGUCAGACAAGAGUGCGCCGCCUCAGUUGAGGAGGAGGGCAGUAAUUCGACUGGUGUUUUGGAGAAAAAUCAGAGCUCAGAUGUCGGAGAAGUUGAAAGUUGUGUGUUUGAAGUGGGAGAUGAAGAGGAUACUGAUACUGACGGUACAUGUAAUACAGAUGACGAGAACGAAGAGCGGCUCAGAGCGAAACUGUUGACUGCCUUGUUGCAAAAGAAAGGCAAGUCGGAUAGAAUGCAGAUGGACACUGGGGAUGAGAGUAGUAAAUCGUCUAGUCGGGAGCCUAGUUUGUCUAGGAAGAAACCCAGUUCCGAACCGGUGGACAGAGAAGAUGUAGUCAUGAAUGAGGAGAGUAGUAGUAGCUGUGGAAGAAGCACCAACGCAAGCGAUCCCAUUCAUAAAAGGGAUCUAUCUGACUUCAUUGAUACAAUUCGUGCCACUGCAAGUAGUGAUGUCAUUCAUGAUUCUUCAUCGCGUCCCGUUUCGCUAGCUACAACGAAGGCAGUGCCCCCACCCAAUCGUAUUGUGAGUAAUAGAAUCGUGAAAGUGAACAGCGCUGGCAACCAGAAUCUUGAGAGAGUUGUGGUGCAAAAUAGAGGUGCUAAAAAGAGGAUUACAACUGUGCCUAGACAGAGUACAGCUGUGGCUAGACAGAGUACAGCGAUUACACCUGCGACUAGACAGAGUACAGCAGCUCAGGAGGACUCGAACAAGUUUAUCAUCCGAAUCGGAGAAGAUUCUGAGGAGUCGAACGGUGAAGAUGAGGAGAAUGGUAGAGUUUGGAGACGUAAGGUGAUAAUGGCCGCGGAAGAGGAAAAGGAUUCUUCAGUGUCAACUGCAGCUGCAGAUCCUUAUUCAGUGGAAAUGGACAGGAGUAUAGACAAACUCCUGGAAGAGAUGCGCAGAAACCACGAGGUCAAUGAGCCCUCGACAUCCGCAGCCAUAUUGGAAAAGUCUAAACCGACUACAGUGAAAGUUGUAGCAGGUGCCAAGGGCGUCUUGAAAAAGGGCGCCGUCCCAAAAAGCGCCUCACCCAAGUUGACAGCACCCCAGGCGACCACUUCCACUCAAGUGUCUACUCCUGCGGCGGUGAAGCAUCUACCAAAAUCGGCACAGGAAGAAUACAGACGCCUGAAACAGGCAAUGGUCGUCAGAGAGAGACAGAAACGAAUGGAGGCCGUACGUCAACGGCUGUUGCAGAAAAAUAGACAAGUUGCCGCAACUAGUUGCCCAACAUCGGCUGCCACUGCAACAAGCCGCAUGACUCCGACUGUUACUGGGGCAUGCGUUACAAUCAAUUGCGUAAAUCCGCCUGUUACUGCAGCGAUCGCUGUAACUAGUUGCGCGACUCCGCAAUUUGCAGCAACAUCUGAUACAAUGUCACCUGCUAACACUACAGUUGCCGCAACUAAUAUUCAAACUGCAGCAACAGUUGCAAAUAAUGUGUUUGGUAAAGAGAAAGAUUGUCAGAGUAUAUCAACAAUCGUUCUAAGUGAAGAAGAAAGUCGUCCACCUGUUGCAAAAGUUUCUGAAGAAGGUAUUUCAACUAAUAUGAUAAGCUUUGAAAACGUUUUGGAAAGUGUAACAUCAAGUGCAGCUGAAAAAGAAAGAAGUUCUCCACUUGUAACUUUGGAAGAAGGUAUCACAACUGUAGAAACUAAUGUGGCAAGUAUUGAAAACGUUUUGGAAAGUAUAUCAUCAAGUGCAGCUGAAAAUGAAAGAAGUUCUCCACUUGUAACUUUGGAAGAAGGUAUCACAAGUGUAGAAACUAAUGUGGCAAGUAUUGAAAACGUUUUGGAAAGUAUAUCAUCAAGUGCAGUUGAAAAAGAAAAAAGUUCAUCACUUGUAACUUUGGAAGAAGGUAUCACAACUGUAGAAACUAAUGUGGCAAGUAUUGAAAACGUUUUUGAAAGUGCAGUUGAAGAAGAAAAAAGUUCUCCACUUGUUGCUACGGAAAAAAGCUCCACUAAUGCUCAAUUAUUAUCUUCUGUGAUAGAGGAAAAAGAAAGCUGUACAAUUGAAUCUAGAAGCUCUUCAAAUGAUAGAGAAACUUGCCCAGCUACACCAGGUGUAGUGACGGAUGAAGAUAGCCAAUCAACGAGUGUCUUGGAGGGGAGUGAAAGUUGUCAGAAUAAAUCAAGUAGCCCUCAAGUUGAUGGGGAAAGUUGUGCAACUCCACAAUUGCCUGAAAUAGUAGCUGAGAAAGAGUGUUCAAAUUCUGUUUCUGUUGUUGGAAAAAGUUCACAAUCGCCUGCAAUAGUAGCUGAGUGUUCGAAUUCUGUGACUCUUGAUAGAAAAAAUGGUUCAGUUGUUGUGUUGGGAGGAAAUAAAAGUUGUGAGAUUUCUCCAUCCGCAGCGAUAGGUGAAGAAAGUUGUAAACCUGUAACAACUUCGGAAGAAAGUUGCGUACUAGCUGUUUCGAGUAGUGAAUUAAGUUGCAAGGUAACGUCGAAAAAAUCAGAUGAAAGUUUAAUAAGUGAUGAGCAAACUUUCCAAUCUGCAUCUUUGAAAGAAGCAGAGAAAAGUUGCCAAAGUUUACUGCUGGAUGCAGCAAGUUUUGAGAAAAAUUGCGUAACUGCAUCAAGUAGUGCUGAAAAAAGUUCCAUAAGUGUAUCAAGUAGUGAAAAAAGUUGCCAAACUACACCAGCGAUGGCCGAUAAAAUUUGUAUGACUGAAUUUGACGGGUUUUCUGCUGAUAAUUCAAAAACGUCCUCUUCCUCGAAUCUAGCUGCAGCUGAACACAAACUAAUUUCUACAAGAUACUCGGCAGUGGACAAACUGACGGAGCUGGCUCGCGAUCAGCGCGCGGAGACCGAUUGCAGAGAGCGCGUGGCGCGGUUCGUGCUUCAGCUGCGCGCCGAACGUGCCGAACUAGCGCGCCUCGAAAAGCGUGUGGAGCGGCGAGCGAGCAUCGGUCAGCUCGCGCACUUCCAACGGCCGGUCAAGACCUUUUACGAGACAGAAGCAAGAGCGUCCUGCUGA
This is a messenger RNA of Nilaparvata lugens (brown planthopper), 5907 nucleotides long. RefSeq lists its product as uncharacterized. NCBI's taxonomy places the organism in Eukaryota, Metazoa, Arthropoda, Insecta, Hemiptera, Delphacidae. The transcript has 11 exons. The record is from RefSeq and is a predicted model, not a curated record. Bases 1 to 5907 code for a protein of 1968 amino acids.